AUGGAGUUAGCUGAAGCAAUACGAAUUCCGCGUGUUAAUAAUGUUAUUAUGAUUAAAGGACCGAGAAAGAAUCAUGUAGGAUCAUUAGCUAUAUUAAGUCAUCAUUUAAUAUUUUCACAAGCUGCUCGAAAUGCUGCAUCUGAAGAUUUCAUGCUACUUCAUCGAACCGUUGAUAGAAUUACAUGUGACUUAGUUCAAAGAGAUCAGCCUGCUCGAGGAGGCAUAUUAACUUUGAAACUCAAGAAUUUUCUGAUAAUAGCCUUUGAAGUUCCUCAUUGGGAUCAGUGUCAACUAGCUAAGCAGUCAAUUGAGACACUUUCAAACAUAUAUGGUUGUGAUCAUGAUUAUCCAUUCUACUAUCAAAGUCCAUUUGAAAUACUUGAUGAUGGAUGGAAUGCAUUUGAUAUCGAACAGGAAUUUAAUCGAAUCAAAUUAGUCAGUGGGGAUUCAUUCAGAAUAAGCUCUGUUAAUUUAAAUUAUAAGGUAUGUCGAUCAUAUCCUGAGAAGGUUAUAGUCCCCAAAGGUAUUGGUGAUGACUAUCUUCGCAUUAGUGCAACAUUCCGAGAUGGAGCUCGGUUCCCCAUUCUUAGCUAUUAUCAUCCCCGAACAAAAUCUUGCAUCUUUCGUAGUGGCCAACCACUUAUCGGACCAACAAACAGACGUUGUCGGGAAGAUGAAUCGAUUCUGAAUUCAUUAGUCACUCUUUCAAGAGGAAUCAUCUUCGAUACACGUCACAAAUCAGUUGCCAUUGCCUCUAAAUCUAAAGGAGGAGGCUUUGAAGCAGUCAUGCAUUAUUCACAAUGGCGAUACGUCACAUGUCCAUGUCCAAAGAUCUCCGAUAUUAAAGAAUCUUUGACCAAACUCGUGGAUGUUUGCAAUGAUUCGGGAAUGAGCGUUGAUAAGUAUUUAUCGCGGCUUAAUCAAAGUCAAUGGCAACAUUCGGUGAUGGAUAUGAUAAAUGCGGCUGCUAAUGUAGCUCAAUGUAUUGAAAGUGAUGCAACACCAGCUGUUCCAGUUCUUGUGCAUGGAGGAGAAGGUGUUGAUACAACACUUGCAACAACUUCGCUAGCUCAGCUCAUUUUAGAUCCCGAUGCUAGAACAUUCCGAGGAUUUCAAUCUCUAAUUGAAAGAGAGUGGAUAAUGGCAGGCCAUCCAUUUCAAUUACGCAAUGCCCAUAGUUGUUAUGCUCAAGGGGCUGUCACGGGAAGGAGCGAAAGCCCUGUUUUUCUCUGUUUCCUAAACGCAGUUUAUGAGCUUAUGCACCAGUACCCGAGUGCCUUUGAAUUUGACGAGCACUUAUUGAUUUUCUUAUUUGAGCAUUCCUACGCAAGUGAAUUCGGAACAUUCUUAGGAUGCAAUGAAAAUGAAAAGGCUCAGAAAAAAAUCAAAGAACGCACGGUCUCUCUCUGGUCAUAUAUAAACAAUCCUGAAGUAUGUCGAACCUUCAUGAACAUCGAUUACCAUCCCAACAAAGGAGUGAUUUGGCCGUCAAUUCUGCCUCAAUGCUUUAAACUUUGGGAUCGUUUGUUUUUCCGAUGGCAAAGGAAUUGGUCUGAAACGGACGGGUUACGAGCAACAUUAGAUCAAUGGAAAACAAAGGAAAAAGAAUUGGUCACAAAAGCGGUUAUACUAAAGAGACAGCUUGCGGAGCUAAUGAAAGAAACGAAAAGCCCAAAGCCGCACCUGCUUACUUAA
Auanema sp. JU1783 is the source of this 1695-nucleotide messenger RNA. NCBI's taxonomy places the organism in Eukaryota, Metazoa, Nematoda, Chromadorea, Rhabditida, Rhabditidae. The record is from the annotation of a GenBank genome assembly.